CCCUAACAAAAUAAUAAUCACAAAAACAAGCGGUCUCUCUCUGUAACCUUUGCAUCCCAGAACUUGAUUUUAUCAUCUUAAAAAUGCAUAAGCUAUCGAGACUUUCUUCUUCCUCUAUUCUUCGUAAUGGUGGCUCAAGGUAUCGCGGUGUUGCUUCCUCAAUUUCAUCAUCCACUUCUCAAUAUGAUUUGACUGGAGUGAAUGAUUCUAACCAAUCAGCAAGCAGAUGGUUUUCAUCAAUAACCACAGGGAGAAGCAAUUCUUCUCACUCAACACCGAAGUUUAAUUUAAGAAAUGGUUUUUAUUUGAGUAAUCGUUAUGAAUCAACCUCGGCGGCAGCAUCAGAUGCCACAGAUUCACCACCUGCUGAAAAGUUUGAGUACCAAGCAGAAGUUAGUCGUUUGAUGGAUCUCAUUGUUCACAGCUUGUAUAGUAACAAAGAAGUAUUUCUCCGAGAACUCAUCAGCAAUGCUAGUGAUGCGCUGGACAAGCUGCGAUUUUUGAGUGUUACAGAUCCUGGGCUUAUGAAAGAAUCAGGUGAGCUGGAUAUCCGAGUUCAGACAGACAAGGAUAAUGGGAUCAUUACUAUCACUGACUCUGGAAUUGGUAUGACUCGGGAAGAAAUUGUUGAUUGUCUUGGAACUAUUGCUCAGAGUGGAACUGCUAAGUUUUUAAAGGCUUUAAAGGAUAGCAAGGAUUCUGGAUCUGACAACAAUUUAAUAGGUCAAUUUGGUGUUGGAUUUUAUUCAGCUUUUCUUGUGGCUGAUAGGGUUGUUGUCUCAACUAAGAGCCCAAAAUCUGAAAAGCAAUAUGUAUGGGAGGGAGAGGCUAAUGCCAGCUCCUAUACAAUCCGAGAGGAGACAGACCCGGAGAAGCUUAUUCCAAGAGGAACUCGUUUAACAUUAUAUCUCAAGCGUGAUGACAAAGGUUUUGCGCAUCCGGAAAGGGUCCAGAAACUUGUGAAGAACUACUCUCAGUUUGUAUCGUUCCCUAUAUAUACCUGGCAAGAAAAGGGACAUACCAAAGAGGUUGAGGUUGAUGAGGAUCCAGCUGAAGUAAAAAAGGAAGGAGAUGAUAGCCAAACCGAGAAGAAGAAGAAGACCAAAACUGUGGUUGAAAGAUACUGGGACUGGGAGCUUACAAAUGAAACUAAACCUUUAUGGCUUCGCAAUCCUAAGGAAGUGACUACGGAAGAGUAUAAUGAUUUCUACAAGCAAACCUUCAAUGAGUACUUGGAGCCAUUGGCAUCUUCUCAUUUUACAACAGAGGGUGAGGUUGAAUUCAGGUCUGUACUUUAUGUGCCAGCCAUUAGUCCAACGGGAAAAGAUGACAUAACAAACCCAAAGACGAAGAACAUUAGGCUUUACGUUAAGCGAGUGUUCAUUUCAGACGACUUUGACGGAGAGCUGUUCCCUAGAUAUCUUAGCUUCGUGAAAGGUGUUGUAGAUUCAAACGAUCUUCCUCUAAAUGUCUCACGUGAGAUUCUUCAAGAGAGCCGUAUUGUGCGUAUUAUGAGGAAACGGUUGGUGCGCAAGGCCUUUGAUAUGAUCUUGGGUAUCGCUAUGAGUGAGAACCCCGAGGAUUAUGAAAAGUUCUGGGAUAACUUUGGAAAGAACAUAAAGUUGGGUUGUAUCGAGGAUCGUGAAAACCAUAAGCGUCUUUCUCCCCUUCUUCGAUUUUUCUCCUCUCAGGCUGAUGAAGUGAUGAUCAGCUUGGAUGAAUAUGUUGAGAAUAUGAAGCCCGAGCAGAAGGAUAUCUACUAUAUUGCAUCAGAUAGUUUGACUAGUGCUCAAAAUGCACCGUUUUUAGAGAAGCUCAAGGAGAAGGAAUAUGAAGUGCUAUUUCUAGUUGAUCCCAUUGAUGAGGUCGCUAUCCAAAACCUAAAGUCCUACAAGGAGAAAAACUUCGUGGACAUUAGCAAGGAAGAUUUAGAUAUGGGUGAUAAGGAUGAAGAGAAGGAGAAACAGGUCAAGCAGGAGUUUGGUGUAACUUGUGAUUGGAUGAAGAAGCGUCUGGGUGAUAAAGUUGCUAGUGUUCAAAUCUCCAAUCGUCUGAGCAGCUCACCUUGUGUUCUUGUGUCUGGAAAGUUUGGCUGGUCAGCCAAUAUGGAGAGGCUGAUGAAGGCUCAGUCACUUGGAGACACAUCUUCCUUGGACUAUAUGAGAGGGAGGAGAGUAUUGGAGAUUAAUGCAGACCACGCAAUCAUCAAAAACUUGAGUGUUGCAUGCAAGAGUAGCCCCGAUGAUCAAGAGGCACUGCGGGCAAUUGAUCUUUUGUAUAAUACAGCUUUAAUCUCUAGCGGCUUCACUCCUGAAAAUCCUGCGGAGCUUGGCGGGAAGAUAUACGAGAUGAUGGGUAUGGCUCUCUCAGGAAAAUGGUCCCCAGCUAUUGAAGCAGAGGUAAUCAAACAGAGUAACAUGAUCAAUGGUUCGGAGGCUGCUAUUGAAGCAGAGGUGGUACCAGUUGAAGCUGGCACCGGUCAUAAAUGAUGGGACUUGGACGCACUUCCUGGUAAGUCCCAUUUUGUGAAGUAGAGCGGCGUAGCAGGAUACUGGAGAUAUAUAAAUAGUAGAGAUAAUUAGUAAGUUCAUUCUAAAUGUUCAGUGGGAGCACAAUAAAAAAAGUGUAGUGGGACUAUCUCGCAAUUCUCUUUUCUGCUGGGCACCAGAAAUCUAUUAGGAAAUGUGAAUUGAACUGUAAUACCACUUUGUUUCUCAAUACUCUUAAGAAAAAUGAAUAUUUAUCUUAUCCAUCCUCCUUAUUUUAUUUUGU
This is a messenger RNA of Papaver somniferum (opium poppy), 2772 nucleotides long. RefSeq names its product heat shock protein 90-6, mitochondrial-like. Lineage: Eukaryota; Viridiplantae; Streptophyta; Magnoliopsida; Ranunculales; Papaveraceae. Gene Ontology annotation, molecular function: ATP binding; ATP-dependent protein folding chaperone; ATP hydrolysis activity. Gene Ontology annotation, cellular component: plasma membrane; protein-containing complex; perinuclear region of cytoplasm. The record is from RefSeq and is a predicted model, not a curated record. The coding region runs from base 84 to 2489 and encodes 801 amino acids. Gene Ontology annotation, biological process: cellular response to heat; protein folding; protein stabilization. The transcript is spliced from 20 exons.